Messenger RNA from Cyprinus carpio (common carp), 2655 nucleotides. RefSeq names its product endosomal/lysosomal potassium channel TMEM175. Bases 128 to 1651 code for a protein of 507 amino acids. Gene Ontology annotation, molecular function: potassium ion leak channel activity; proton channel activity. The transcript is spliced from 9 exons. Gene Ontology annotation, cellular component: endosome; lysosome. NCBI's taxonomy places the organism in Eukaryota, Metazoa, Chordata, Actinopteri, Cypriniformes, Cyprinidae. The record is from RefSeq and is a predicted model, not a curated record.
ACGAUUCGUUGACGAAUCAGAAAUUGCUAACUUCCGGUCAGCUGAUAGUGUGUCAUCGGUGUUUGCAAACAGAACUACUGUUGCUUCAUGCCUGCACCGUCCACUGACACCACACACCACUGCGGUCAUGGGAGAGAAUGAUGAAAGCGAAAUAAUCGAGCACCACGAUGACGAGGAGAUGGAGAAGAUGCGGACGCCGAGGAAUCAAUCGCAAUCCUUUCUGGAGAGCGUCGCGUCGUCGGAGAAGGACGGAUACAGUAGCACGCAGUCGUCACACCGCCUGCUCGCCUACAGCGAUGCGCUCAUCUCCAUCAUCGCCACUGUAAUGGAACUGAAGCAGAGUAUUCAGGCUUUGCUCACCACCAAGAUUGCUGUCUACCUGAUGACUUUUUUGAUUGUCACUGUUGCUUGGGCUGCACAUAUCCGGUUGUUUCAAGUCAUUGAGCGCAUUGACGACACUCUUGCACUGCUUAACCUGGCAUGCAUGAUGCUUAUAACGUUUCUACCAUACACAUUCUCUCUCAUGGCAACAUUCCCCAAUAAUACCCUCGGCAUCCUCCUCUUCUGUGCUUGUGUCAUGGUGAUUGGUUUAAUUCAGGCUUUGAUUGUCUUGUAUGGAUUCAGCCAUCCUUUCCUUCUCAAUGAUCAGAUCCAAAUGCCUGAGAAUCAGGCUUAUUAUAAGAGACGGAUCCUUGAAGUCAUCAUGAGGGUUCCUAUCAUGUGCCUGUUUGCCAGUGUCUUUUCAGUCAUCUUUAUCCAAGUGUCCUACAUUAUUUUGGCUAUUGUCAUAUUCUUGCCAUACAUCUCUCAGUGUUUAAAAUGGAUCCGGAGUAAAGCCAUCGGUGGUCAGGUGGAAGACAGUCCAGAUUCAGUGCCCUUCUACACCUACCACCCCAGUGAACCUUUGAGAAAAGAGCGAGUGGAGGCCUUCAGUGAUGGGGUGUAUGCAAUCGUAGCCACGCUGCUCAUCUUAGACAUUUGUGAAGACAACGUGCCUGAUCCGUCUGUGGUGAAGAAGGAGUUUAACAACAGCCUCGUCGCUGCGCUUCAGGAGUACGGUCCCGAGUACCUGGCCUACUUCGGUUCCUUCGCCACUGUUGGCCUGCUUUGGUUCGUUCAUCAUUCUCUCUUCCUGCAUGUGACAAAGGCCACGCGCCUCAUGGGCCUCUUCAACACGUUCUCCCUGGCCUUCGUGGGCGGCCUGCCGCUCGCCUACCAGCUCACGCAUGAAUUUCCCAGAGGCUCCCGCAAUGAGCUGGAGGCCGUGCAGAUCAGCUGCGUCAUCAUCUUCUUCGCCGGUCUGUUCCAGCUAGCCAUGUGGGUAACGGCACUUUUCACUGAACGCGAGACUUUGCACCCGUAUGUGCGCUAUGGUGGACGAGAGCACGCCUUUAUGUUGGCCAAGCUCUCGCUCUACCCCUGCGUGGCACUCGGGACUUUCGUUUUCACCUGUGUCCUGAGCCGCUUCAGCACGUCCAUCUUUCACAUGAUGGAGAUUGGUGUACCGUUUGCUUUUCUUGUACUGAGGCUGCUGGUCCGUGUGGCGCUGGUGCUGCUCAGGUGGCUCUUCUGUCCUGCGAGGAACGAUUUGGACAGUGUUCCAGUAGAGGAAGAGGACUCCCAGCUGCCCAUUAAUGAUAUAGUCACUUAGCAGUGAAUGGAGAAAAAGAAAACGCCUCAACGUUUAACCUAAAAUUAACGUUUGGCUAGAUUCUCAGCGCUUUUGUUUAUAAUUAAUACUGCAGCUGAUAGCUUUGCACUGUAGAGGACGUCCAUAUCAGUCAAAUCUCUCAUUUAGUUUAAUAGACUGUGAAAGUGAUUGAAGUCUUCAUGAUGAGUCUUCAGUGUCAUAGCAGCGGUCCGAAGAGAGCCCAAGAGCUUUUUUCUCUUUACAGAAAUGCACAAAAAUGUUUUUAAGCCUUGGAUUUAUUAGCAUGUUAAAACUAUGUCUCAAUAUUUUUAUGUUUAUAUUUUAAUGUGAAUUCAAUUACAUAGAGGUUAACACUUCAUUCAAUCAGUAAGAACUACAAAAGUGUUUUAGGUUAUGUUCAGUUAUGUUGGUUUUAGUAUAACAAUUAUAUUGUUGAUAUUUUUUUUAAUUUGAAUUAACUAUUUUGCACUUUAUGUUAUUCGUGCUUUUGUUCUGGAGCUGCAUUUCAAGUCUUUAUACAUUCUAUUGAAGGAAAUCUUUCAUGUAACUGCAUACACGUCCAAAACCACAUGCAUUAGGUGAUUGCUCUGUCAAUGUGUUUGUAUAAAUCUACUCUUCAUUUCAUGUGAGAAUGAAACUGGUGAUGCACCUUAGAUUAAAUAAUGAAGAUACUGCUGCACUUACAGUCUGAUCUGAAUGGAGCAUGUAGAGAUAAUGACAAAAUGCAUAAGCCAUUAUAAGAGGUGUUUUGUUUUUGUGGCAUUUGAGAUUUUGUUAGUAUUUCAUGUAAAUGUUAUUACCAUACUGACUGUAAAGAUGUUGUGUGUAAAGUGCACUUGUCAAACAUUUUAAUUUCUUGAUUUUUUUAUCAUCUUCACAUUAUCAGUCUGUUAGGAGUCUGCUUUGGUUUUGGGAACCACUGUAGCUUUGUCGGUCCAAAUGUUACUGUUUAACUAAAAACAAAGAUACACGUUUGAGAAUAAACUCAAGUGCUGCUUGCAGAA